Messenger RNA from Pygocentrus nattereri (red-bellied piranha), 3165 nucleotides. RefSeq names its product inter-alpha-trypsin inhibitor heavy chain 2 (gene itih2). Gene Ontology annotation, biological process: hyaluronan metabolic process. NCBI's taxonomy places the organism in Eukaryota, Metazoa, Chordata, Actinopteri, Characiformes, Serrasalmidae. Bases 114 to 2933 code for a protein of 939 amino acids. The record is from RefSeq and is a predicted model, not a curated record. Gene Ontology annotation, molecular function: serine-type endopeptidase inhibitor activity. The transcript is spliced from 20 exons.
UGACGAGGCUCAGAGGGCUGGACUCUACUUGAUAAUCUGGCCUCGUCCACCGCCUGCACGUCUGCUCUGCUGGCCGUUUUGCCGCUUUACGGAUUUCUCUUCGGGCAGGCGCCAUGAAGCUGCCACCGGUGCUGCUGGCAGCUCUGCUGCUGUCCCAAAGCUGGGCUUUUGAGUUCAUUAUUGAUGGAGAGUGGGAAAGUGAGAUGAUGUCAGAUCAUGUGGAUCAUUUUGACAGCAGCAGAAUCAGGAGGGGCCUAGUGACCAGUGAAGAGGAAGAGGACUUUGAGGUCAUACGUGGUAGUGAUAUAACAGUGAAGAGCUAUACGGUGGAGAGCAGGAUUACGGCACGUUUCGCUCACACCACAGUGAAGAGCUCGGUGGUGAACUCAGGCCCGAACGCCCAGAGCAUCGGCUUCAACGUGCAGAUUCCAAAACGAGCCUUCAUCACAAACUUCACCAUGAAUGUGAACGGGAUUACCUUUAUUGGCUCGGUGAAAGAGAAGACUGUGGCUCGAAACCUGUACGCUCAGGCCAGAGCUCGCGGAAAAGCUGCAGGAAUCGUCAGGACUAACUCUCAGGAUAUGGAGACAUUUAAGACAGAGGUUCAUGUUCCUCCAGGCAGUAAGGUGGAGUUUGAGCUGCACUAUCAGGAAAUGAUGCAGCGCAAACUGGGAACAUACACACACACUCUGCACAUACAGCCAGGACGCCUGGUACCACAGUUGCAGGUGGAUGUGUAUAUCUUUGAGCCCAAAGGCAUCAAGUUUGUGAAGACACCAAGCACGCUGGGAGAACAUUUCGCAGGCCUGACUAAGGUCACCCAGACUAAAGAGAAAGCCCACGUGGUGUUUAAGCCCACCCUGCAGCAACAACGCAAAUGUGAUAACUGCACAGAGAGUGCAGUGGACGGUGCUUUUACUGUCCAAUACGAUGUGGAGAGAGAAACCAAUGCUGGAGAACUGCAGGUGUCUGAUGGUCACUUUGUUCAGUUCUUCGCUCCAUCUGAUCUCACGCCCCUCUCCAAAAACAUUGUGUUCGUAAUUGAUGUGAGCGGCAGCAUGUGGGGGCUGAAGAUGAAGCAGACUGUUGAGGCCAUGAAGACCAUCCUGGAUGAUCUGACCAUGGAUGACUAUUUUAGCGUCAUCGACUUCAAUCAUAAUAUUCGCUGCUGGAGUGAGGAGCUUGUACCAGGGACAUCCAUAAAUGUUAGAGAGGCCAAAAAAUACAUCCAGAACAUUAAACCCAAUGGAGGCACUAACAUCAAUGAGGCUCUCCUAAAGGCAGUGAGAAUCCUGUUGAAAGCACUGGAUCAGGGCCUGAUUGACCAGCGCUCUGUUUCUAUGAUCAUCCUGGUGUCCGAUGGAGACCCCACAGUGGGAGAGAUAAAGCUGAGUGCCAUUCAGAAGAAUGUGAAGCGUGAGAUGCGUGAGGAAAUCUCUCUCUUCUCUCUCGGCAUCGGGUUUGAUGUGGAUUUUGACUUUUUGGAACGCAUUGCCAUGGAGAACAGGGGCUUGGCACAGAGGAUUUUUGCCAAUCAUGAUGCUUCAGAGCAGUUGAAGCUGUUCUACAGCCGCGUGUCUUCUCCUCUCCUGAGGAAGAUCACCAUCCAGUUCCCCGAGGACUCUGUGAGUGAUGUCACUCGGAAUCAUUUUGAUAAGUUCUUCAGUGGCUCGGAGCUGGUAGUGGCCGGCAAAGUGAAGAGUGUGGGGUCCAACAUGCUACAGAGCUUCACCACUGCAUCUGCUGCCACCAUGGAUCUGACCCUUGUUACAGAGGCGGACCUUCAAGAGUUGGACACACUGCUUAGCCAACAGCAGCACUCCUUUGCUGGCUUCGCUUCUCGGAUGUGGGCUUACAUAACUAUCAAUCAGCUGCUUGCUGAGCGUUCUUUGGCCCCAACUGCAGCAAAGAAGCGUAAGAUAACACAACGGAUCAUGACCUUGGCUGUGGAGCAUCAGUUUGUCACACCGCUGACCGCCAUGCUGGUGGAGAGUCAGGACGGUCCUGAGAGGCUUCUAGCAGAUUCUCCCAAAGACCCAAAACAGGGCUGCUGCCCUGGAAUAGGUCCAGCUGCUAGAACAAAUGUGCACUUUGUCAGCAGUAAACCUCCAUCCCAACCCCCCUGGUUUGACUACACUACUACUACUCAGGGACCGAGCCAGGCAAAAGCACCACACGUCACUGUUGUGGAGAAUGACCCUCACUUCAUAGUGCACCUGCCUAAGAACAACAUGGAUGUGUGUUUUAACAUUGACUCCAAGCCGGGACACAUCCUGAACCUAGUGUCGGACCCUGGAACAGGAAUUGUUAUCAAUGGCCAAUUAGUUGGUGGCAAGAAGAUGAAGAACAAUAAGCUGAACACAUACUUUGGCACCAUCUCCAUAUACUCUGAAGAUGCAGGGGUGAAGGUGGUGGUGAGGCCCAGCAGUAUUGAUCUGAUGGAGGGCAAAAACAAUCACUCUUUCUCCUGGGCAGCCACGGCCAAGCUUAAUCUUAACAGGGUGAAGGUGGCCAUAGAAAAGGAGCAUAAGAUCACAGUGACGAUUGAUGACAAGAUCUCAGCGAUGGUGCUUUUGCAUCGUGUGUGGAAAAAGCAUCCGUUUAAUGUGGACUUCCUGGGCUUCUACACACCCAACGAUAACCAGUACUCCUCUCAGGUCCACGGCCUCAUUGGGCAGUUUGUAAAUGAGCCUGAGGUGAAGGUGUUUGACAUGCAUGAAGGAACGGAGCCAGAGAAGAAACAGGCCACCAUGGAAGUGAAGGGCAAUAAGCUCACAGUAACCAGGGGCUGGCAGAAAGACUACCGUAACGAUAAGAAGCACGGCUCAGAUGUUUAUUGCUGGUUUGUCCAUAACAGUGGCAAAGGCUUCAUAGACGGCCACUACAGCAACUACAUCGUCCCUGACCUCAACAGCUUCCUCCCCUCUCUCUGAGCGUGUGUAUGUGUGUGUCUGUGUUUGUUGUAUGUUUGUUGGAACAAAAGAGAAGGGGGUUGCUAGAAUUCUGAUAUUCUAAACAGGAGAAGAAGCUGUUAAUCUAUACAAAAGAUUUUAUUUAAAAAAAUGUAUGGAAACAAGACUGGAUGCCAACAAGAAUGGGUGGUGCUUUAUAUACCAAUUACCAGUAAAAUUAAUUGAAUCUAAUUAAAAGUGUACACUGCUCAAA